Molecule: messenger RNA, 1416 nt
Organism: Brenthis ino (lesser marbled fritillary)
Lineage: Eukaryota; Metazoa; Arthropoda; Insecta; Lepidoptera; Nymphalidae
Source: the annotation of a GenBank genome assembly
AUGAAUGGAGUCAGUGUUUCGGUUGAGAAGGGGGUGGAGAUGGGGCCUAAAGAACAGAAAAAGAAGCGAAUGAGUGUGAAGGAGAAACUUAUGCAAAUUAAGUCUAAUAUAACAGUGGAGCCGAUUAUUGCUUGUUACAUUAUGUCAAACGUCUUUUCUGGAUUAGCUAUUCAAAACUUAAAUUUAGAAAAGGCGUGUAGAGUUAACUUAGGUUACAGUGACGAAGUUUGCUCAGCUUUAAAUAGGCGACAGACCGAAAACUACACGAUGGAGGAAUCGGAAGUGCAAAAGUUGACGGCAUCAGUACAAGCUUGGAAAAAUAUAGUACAAACCACAUUUCCAUGUAUACUAGUUCUUUUCGUGGGCUCGUGGAGUGACAAAACAGGGAAGCGAAAGGCGUGUAUCCUCUUGCCCAUUGUUGGGGAGGUUUUGUGCUGCACCAGUUUUAUGCUCAACACAUACUUUUUUUACGAAUUACCUUUGGAGGUCACGGCCCUGUCUGAUUUAUUUCCGUCGUUAACCGGAGGAUGGAUCACAGUUUGCGUUGGUGUAUUCAGCUACAUUGGUGACGUGACGACGAAAGAAAUGAGGACAUUUAGACAAAUUGGCUACUACGGAAUCUUCUUCAUAUCCAACUGCUUAUAUUUUACAAGUUUAAUUUAUGGAUAUAUACGCCUUAAAGAUCCAGUUAUUCCUCAUGACAGACAAAGAGAGCAACCAGUGGGCUGUCGUGGAUGGGUAUGCUCUUUCUUCGAUGCAAGACAUGUGAGGGAAACGCUUACAGUUGCCUUCAGAAGUGGUCCUCGACGGAGGAGACUUAGAGUCUCUUUACUGAUUGUGGUAGUCUGCGUAAUAUUUGGACCUUUACAUGGUGAAAUGAACGUGCUGUACCUGUUCAUGCGGUAUAGAUUCAAUUGGGAUGAAGUACAAUUCAGUAUGUUUUGCACGUAUAGCAUCAUUACCAAUUUAGUGGGAACAUUAUUCUCCAUCAGCAUAUUUAGUGACUUAAUGAAAUUGGACGAUACUUUGGUUGGCAUCAUCUCCUGCACCAGCAAAAUAUUAGCCUCGUUUAUCUUUGCGUUCGCUUCUACCACUACUGAAAUAUAUAUAGCGCCCCUCGUGGAGAUAUUCAACGGCACGUCUUUCAUAGCGAUGCGUUCCAUUGCAUCUAAAUUGGUAACCAGCGAGGAAUUAGGCAAAGUGAAUUCCCUGUUCGGUCUAGCUGAAGCCAUGAUGCCACUGGUAUACGGACCGCUAUAUUCCAGAGUGUAUAUGGCAACUCUCAACGUGUUACCUGGCGCAGUCUUUCUUUUAGGAGCUGGUAUGACAGUACCGGCUGUCGCUAUUUUUGGUUGGAUGUAUUUCGAACAACGAGAAGAUAACAAACAAGUGGAGGAAAUGGAAAACGUGAACAUA